Cygnus olor (mute swan) is the source of this 2100-nucleotide messenger RNA. RefSeq names its product centromere protein L (gene CENPL). The transcript is spliced from 4 exons. Bases 1 to 1119 code for a protein of 372 amino acids. The record is from RefSeq and is a predicted model, not a curated record. Lineage: Eukaryota; Metazoa; Chordata; Aves; Anseriformes; Anatidae.
AUGGCGGCCGGGGCGGUGCUCGGCGCCGCGGGGGCAGACGGGACGCGCGUUCAAACGGCGCCCGGCGGGGAGCGGCCCGGGGCCAUGGAGCCGGCCGAGGGGGCUGCGCGGGCACUGCCCAGCACCGGACGGGUCUCCGUGGCCGGGAGGAUCUCCGGAGCCGGGCAGCUGUCGCGGGGGCCGCACCUCAGGAAGCUCAGCGGGCAGCUCGGGGUCAGCCCCAGCGGCCGGGCGCUGCCGCCGGGCUCGCAGGAGAACGCGGAUCCGCAGAAAAUAGCGUUUCUUCUGCGCAAGCAGUGGACCCUGUACAGCGUGACCCCUCUGUACAAGUUCUCCAGCGCUCACCUGAAGGACUACGGCCGGCAGCUCGGCGCUUUCAUCGCCGCCGAGAAACAGAAAGGGCUGGCGGUGGAGGUCGGGGUCGAGCUGGGCAUCAAAGUGGCUGUCUCCAGCCUGCCGGACCUGAAGGGCAACGACCAGGACCACGCCGCAGUUCUCGUGCAGCUUUCCUUGAAAUCAUCUGCUUCUCAGAAAAAAACAGAAGAGAAACUGAUAUGGUCAGGAUGGUUCUGCUGUGUGGCUGGAGAUGAUCUUUCAUUGAGUGUGCUGGAGGACUUCACGUGUUUACCUUUGUUUCUUGCUAAUGGGGCAGAGAGUUACACAUCCCUUGUUGGAAGCUGGUUUCAGAAGACUUUUGACUGCUGCUUCCGUCGCUUAGUCAUCAGCCCUCUCAUUCUCACUUGGAUGGCAGCAUUGUGGACUGGAUAUAAAGUGGACAAAACUUCAUCUGCCAUGGAACUUGUUUUCUCUGUCCCCUGUCUGCCCCAGCCUCUGGAUAUUUCAUAUGCCAUUCACACAGAGGAUGCAAAAGCUCUGUGGGACACUGUCCAAAAAACUCCAGGAGAGAUCACUCAAGAAGAGGUGGAUGUCUUUAUGGACUGCCUUUACUCUCACUUCCACAGACACUUUAAGAUUCACUUGUCAGCUACAAAACUGGUCAAAGUUUCUACAGGAAUUGCCUCGGCACGCUGUGAUGGGAUUAUAAAGUUUCUACAAAGCCAGUACAUUAUUAGAGUGCUGAUGCUACUGACAGAACUGGCAAUCGCUCAGAUACAGUGAGACUCAAUUCAGCAAAUCUUCACGCUAUGAAGGCUUACAGUUGGAAGAUGGAAGCUGAGGAACCUAUUGGAAACUCAUUCUUGCAGCAUUUUUUUUUAACCUUUCCUGCUUGCUGUUCAAAUUGGAACUGUAACUUCUGCACUGAGAUCCGUAACUAGCUAAAAUUUAACAUCAUGCACAAAGAGAAGCAGACAUUUUGCCCUGAAGGACUACAGUAGCUUCUUAAGCACCCUUCUGUUACAGUUACUGUAUUCACUUGUAUAUAGUGUUAUUUGCUGGGGGCUGUGAGGUAAAACUGCAAAUUCUUGGAUGCAACUUACUGACAGGUGUGUGUUUGCUGCUGUUAGCAAUUUGGUUUUCACUGAAGUUGACAAGCCUAGCUAUACAGAUAUUAGCUAUACUGUGGUACUGUUGGGCUGAAGUCUAAAUGCACAGUCAGGCACACCUGAGAAAGGGAUGCAUGUUCUGCAGUCUAUGGCAGAAAAAUCCAGGUUUCUAACUUUCUAGAAAACUAAGGCCAGUUAGUAAUAGUCAAAGUGUUCAUCUAUUCCCCAGGUGGGCUAAGGUGAAAAAAGCAUGACUGACAACUGCCUUGUUUCCAGCACUGGGGGUCCUCAGAGAUGAGUUAAUAUAGGGAAACUUGAGAUCUGUCUGUAAACUAGAGCUUUACGAUGCUUUGCCUGAUGUAAUCUUGUAGACCACAGAACUUUAUACUGGAUCUCUUCCCUACUGUAGGUGGCAGUUCAGAAAGCUAGUGCAUAGAGGCUAGUUACAGCUUAGAUGAGCAGAAAGGAAGUAGAAGUACAUCUUAAAUACUAUGAGUAAUAUUACAGUACUACAUAAACAUUGCCAUUUUUUAGCCAGUGGGAGAGAAUAGCUAUAGCUAACUAAACAUGUACUUGUCUUUUGCUAAUCUCUAAAUUAUUUUUUACCUGACUAAACUACUCAUUGUUACCUCUUAAAUAAAUCUGCGAGUAAAGC